AUGACCAUCUUUAUCCAGCCUCUGACGUUCCAGAGUCAAAAUAUCACCAUCUCGGACUGGAUCAGCGUUCUGACUCUAUGCUUGGCGCCUCUCAUUGCUCACAUUCUCAUCGGCGCGCCUUCGCCAACAUAUCUCUCUCUCAGUCGUCCACCAUGGCACGAGCGCGUCUGCCAUUACAACCCCACCUCUAUUCUCUGGCGAUACGCCAUGAUCACUGAUCGCAGAAUCCGUGCCAAGAACUGGGACAAGAUCGACCUGGCUGCUACGAAUGCUUUAUUCUGGACUGAUGCGGGAUGGGAUGGCAGCGAAGAGAUCAUUGAAUACAGCCGCCCGCGAUGUGUCCAGCUUCCUGAUGACGAUAGAGUAACGUUACUGUCCAGAGACGCUUUCAAGACUCUCAUCAUCACUGUUCAAGGCCUCCAGGCCAUCAUUCUGCUACUUAGCAACCAGAUUGAUCCUACUGCACCAGGCUUCACCGUGUUUAUGGGCGUCGACAUCAUCUUCUUCCCGGUCGCUCUCUUCGGUCUUCUUAGACUUUGCAGCUGCAUCUGGCUGACUGAUGAAUUUUCUUUCGCUUCCAUGGAAGACCUCCCCUUGGGGACACCGCAGAUGAUUGAGUGCAGCACGACAUCAUUUGAGCUCUUGACCACCAACCCUGCGCUAUCAGGUCCACAGCGAUAUCACAAUCCUUCAUUUUGGGGCAGCAGAGUGUUUCGAAUUAUUUAUGUUAUCGCUCAAUUUGCCUUGAUUGCUCUUGCCCUGUCCUUUAUUGUGACCAUCGGUGGCUCAUCCCUCUACACAUUCACGACUUUCGUCGUUAUCAUAUUUUAUAUUUUUGUCAUUAGUGUGUCAGCACUGAUAACCAUUUGGUAUUUUGGUAUCAAAUCAUCAAAGUCAACCGUCAUACCAUGCAUGUCUUCGAUUUGGUACAAGUUCUACACUGGACUACUCUUUGGUUUUGGAAUUGCACUCAUUGCCAUUGCCUGCAUUGAGACUCGCAAAACUCCUUGCGGAAAAUUUACAAGUGGCACGGGUUGGCAAGCAGAUGCCUUGGCUUGUAUGGGUGGUGCUUUCGACAAGACUGAAUCGAGAAGUGUUGUUGAUGGCCCGUACAAUGGAACUACUUGGUACGGAUUUAUGCAUGCGAAGAAUGCUAGUUUUGUGCAGGCUGAGUAUAUGGACGAGCACCAAAAUAGUUUCAAUUUCACCAGGAUGUGCUUCAGCAGUAUGUAUGGGAUUUGA
Molecule: messenger RNA, 1242 nt
Organism: Fusarium pseudograminearum CS3096
Lineage: Eukaryota; Fungi; Ascomycota; Sordariomycetes; Hypocreales; Nectriaceae
Exons: 1
Coding region: 1-1242 (413 amino acids)
Source: RefSeq, a predicted model, not a curated record